This is a messenger RNA of Populus euphratica (Euphrates poplar), 2585 nucleotides long. RefSeq names its product polyadenylate-binding protein 2-like. Gene Ontology annotation, molecular function: RNA binding. Bases 346 to 2301 code for a protein of 651 amino acids. Lineage: Eukaryota; Viridiplantae; Streptophyta; Magnoliopsida; Malpighiales; Salicaceae. The transcript is spliced from 10 exons. The record is from RefSeq and is a predicted model, not a curated record.
CAGUUACCGCUUGGCUGGUGCGGUGCAGUUUGGUCUGCCCUCCCACCCAAAAAACCCAAAAAAAUCUCUCCUUUUCUCCGUCGUAUCCCGUACGGUUCCCUCCGACGAUUCUAUCCCCGUUUUACACCUCCCUCUCCUCUUUUUAUCCCAAUAUUACCCUAAAAAAUCCCCAAAUAUAUACUUUUAGGUCUUAGAUUACCAGUUUAGAAUCCUCUGUGUGUUUUGUUGAUCUCUCUAGGUUUUAAUUUAAUUGUAACAGGAGGAGAGGGAAACAAAAAAAUCACAAAAAAAGAAAAAAUAGAAAAAAUUUGAAGGAUCCAGAAGGCCUGUGUGUUUUGAUUUGAGAUGGCGCAGAUUCAGCUGCAUCAAUCGGGGGCUUCGGUUCCGGGACCCAACGGAGUGGCGGCGGGACCUGGAGCGAUCCAGUUUGUGCCGACUUCGCUUUAUGUUGGUGAUCUUGACUUCAACGUGACUGAUUCGCAACUUUACGACGUGUUUAAUCAGGUCGGCCAGGUGGUUUCGGUUAGGGUUUGUAGGGAUUUGAGUACCAGGCGAUCUCUUGGCUAUGGUUAUGUUAACUAUAGCAACCCUCAGGAUGCUGCUAGGGCAUUGGAUGUCUUGAACUUUACUCCACUCAAUAACAAGCCUAUCAGGAUCAUGUAUUCCCAUCGGGACCCAAGUAUUCGUAAGAGUGGCAUGGCAAAUAUAUUUAUCAAGAACCUGGACAAGGGUAUUGAUCACAAAGCUUUACACGACACAUUUUCUUCAUUUGGCAAUAUUCUUUCUUGCAAAGUUGCUACUGAUGCUUCUGGCCAGUCCAAAGGCUAUGGUUUUGUACAAUUUGACAGCGAGGAGGCUGCACAAAAUGCAAUAGAUAAAUUAAAUGGCAUGUUGAUCAAUGAUAAACAAGUGUAUGUUGGACACUUUCUUCGCAAACAGGACAGAGAUGGUGCUCUAUAUAGCAUAAAAUUCAACAAUGUUUUUGUGAAAAAUCUGGCUGAAUCCACAACAGAUGAAGACUUGAAGAAUAUUUUUGCUGAACAUGGAGCAAUUACUAGUGCUGUGGUGAUGAGGGAUGCUGAUGGUAAAUCAAAAUGUUUUGGAUUUGUUAACUUUGAAAGUGCAGAUGAUGCUGCCAAAGCUGUUGAGGCUCUUAAUGGAAAGAAAAUCGAUGGUGAGGAGUGGUAUGUUGGAAAAGCCCAGAAAAAAUCUGAAAGAGAGCUUGAAUUGAAAGGGCGAUUUGAGCAGAGUAUGAAGGAGACUGUUGACAAAUUUCAAGGCUUGAAUUUGUAUAUCAAGAAUCUAGAUGAUAGCAUCAAUGAUGAAAAACUCAAGGAAUUGUUCUCUGACUUUGGUACUAUUACUUCGUGCAAGGUCAUGCGUGACCCUAGUGGUAUUAGUAGAGGUUCUGGAUUUGUUGCUUUCUCAACUCCUGAAGAAGCGUCUCGAGCUCUUGCUGAGAUGAAUGGCAAAAUGUUGAUCAGCAAACCCCUGUAUGUUGCCCUUGCUCAACGGAAGGAAGAGAGAAGAGCAAGACUUCAGGCACAAUUUUCUCAAAUGAGGCCAGUUACCAUGGCACCUUCAGUUGCUUCUCGUAUGCCAAUGUAUCCUCCUGGUGCUCCAGGUAUGGGACAGCAAUUUCUGUAUGGGCAAGGACCUCCAGCCAUGAUGCCUCCCCAGGCUGGAUUUGGCUACCAACAGCAACUUGUCCCUGGAAUGAGGCCUGGUGGUGCCCCAAUGCCAAAUUUCUUUGUUCCUCUGGUUCAGCAGGGUCAGCAAGGCCAGCGGCCUGGAGGGCGACGUGGGGGUGGUCCUGUUCAACAGACUCAGCAGCAAGUCCCUCUCAUGCAGCAACAGAUGCUUCCGAGGGGACGCGUGUAUCGUUACCCACCAGGUCGCAACAUGCCAGAUGUACCAAUGCCAGGUGUUGCUGGCGGCAUGCUUUCUGUUCCUUAUGACAUGGGCGGCAUGCCAAUACGUGAUGCUGCACAGCCCAUGCCCAUUACUGCUUUAGCUACUGCCCUGGCAAAUGCAACACCUGAACAGCAGAGGACGAUGCUGGGUGAAAGUCUAUACCCCAUAGUGGAUCAGCUUGAGCAUGAUUCAGCUGCCAAGGUUACAGGCAUGCUUCUGGAGAUGGAUCAAACUGAGGUGCUGCACCUUCUUGAGUCACCAGAUGCUUUGAAGGCAAAAGUGGCAGAAGCUAUGGAUGUCCUUAGGACUGUAGCUGCUCAGCAGCAGAUCAACAGUCAAGCGGAUCAGCUUGGGUCACUGUCUCUGAAUGACAAUCUUGUCUCUUAAGUGUGUUUGGUGGAUUAGGAAAAGAGUGCUGAAUGGUUUGCAAAAUCUAGACCUAGUUUUACUGGCAGAAAAAUCAUUACAUUCCUUUCAGUGUGUUGUUCUAGUUUUAUCAUGCAAGGUUGGAAUUUUGAAUUCUUGGUAUGCUCAUUUGCGUGGUGCAAGGUCUCCAGAUAUUUGGUAGAACUUGAUAGAUAUUCCUUGUGUGUGUUUUGUGUAACUCGAUUGAGAAUUCUAUCUUCCGUUUCUGCUUUAGUUUGCUCAAUGCUGGCUGUGUGUUGAUGUUA